Messenger RNA from Morone saxatilis (striped sea-bass), 17907 nucleotides. RefSeq names its product lysine (K)-specific methyltransferase 2A (gene kmt2a). Lineage: Eukaryota; Metazoa; Chordata; Actinopteri; Moronidae. Gene Ontology annotation, cellular component: histone methyltransferase complex; nucleus. Gene Ontology annotation, molecular function: histone H3K4 methyltransferase activity; zinc ion binding; protein binding. The record is from RefSeq and is a predicted model, not a curated record. Gene Ontology annotation, biological process: positive regulation of DNA-templated transcription.
GAAGAAGCGUUUGGAGGAUUUGGAACGGUUGCUGAGCAGAAAAGAAUACAGAGCCCUUCAACAGUGUCUUCAGUGGGCCCACCCUUACCAGAAAAGAAACCCAGAGGCCGUCCCCCACGGGCCCUGACUGCCCAGAAAGCUGCUGCAAGUCUACCAUCUCCAUCCUCUCUUCCCUCCCCCACACAGGCGAAACCUGAGGGCCCUGAAAGGCCAGCCGAGAAGGUGAAAAGACUGCCUGGGAGGCCACCUGGCACCGGGGAGAAAAGAAGAGGUCGACCCCCAUCUUCAAGUAGCAAGAAAGCUUGGAGUACAGGCAGCCAUGCUGCAGGGGAGGACAGUAGACAUGUUGGGUCUGAGCUGGGCAUUGACACAGAGGAGGACAAGGACAGAAAGGGCGCCAAGAGGACGCCACUGGGCUCUGCUCAGCCACAUGACACUGAGGCAAAGCUUCCCAAAGGUGGGCGAGGUGAAUCCAAAGUUACCAGCCUGAAGAGGCUGAGAGCGACUAAACUCGCCCCUCUCAAGUCACGGCUCAAGACUUUGCCUGGUGUUCCCCGACGCAGACGUGGGCGACCGCCCUCAGCCGAGCGACUUAAAGCUGAGGCAGCGGCGGCCGCUGCUGCUGCUGCUGCUGCACAGCUGUCUACCUCCAUUGAAUGUGGGGAUGGGAAAAAUAAGGCCUUUAGGGUCAGAGGGGGGGAUAGAGGCACAGAACCACACACUCCGCAGCAGCCUAUGCUGAGGAAUAUGGAUGGUGCUGAGGACCAGGACUCUUCCAAUCCACCUGCCUCCCCGUCUCCCUCCAAGCCAGGCAAGACAGUGGGCCUCAGAAAAAGCCCUCGCCAUAGAAAGCCUGUCAGAAUUGUCCCCUCUUCUAAACGCACUGAUGCAACCAUAGCCAAACAGCUGCUGCAGCGUGCUAAGAAAGGAGCACAGAAGCGGCUGGAGAAAGAAGCUGUAGCCAUCGGGGGCAGUGGGGCAGGAACCAUUGAAGCUGGCAUCAGGAAGACCCAACUGAAGAAUAUCAGGCAGUUCAUCAUGCCUGUGGUCAGCACUGUCUCCCUUCGCAUCAUUAAAACCCCCAAGCGCUUCAUUGAAGAUGAGGGCAGCUUUGGAACCCCACCACCACAUAUGAAGAUGGCGCGGUUAGAAACAACCCCCUCAUCUGUCUCCACAUCUGCCCAACCCACCUCCACCACCUCCUCUUGCCCCUCUCCCGUACUGGUCUCCUCUACACCUGCUGUUACCAGCACUGGCAACACUGCUCCGAUAGACUCCCUUCCCCCUCCUCCACCUCCUGCCCCUACCCCCAGCGUGACAUCAACAGCUGCCAGCCUGCUCAACAGCAACACCAACAGCGCCGCCAACGGGCGAUUUAGCAGCAGUGCGGCAUCUUGCGGCUCAAGUGCUAUGUCGCAGCUCUCCUCUGCAGAGUCUUCCAGGUCCAGCAGCCCUAGCUUGGAUGACUCAUCAUGCGACUCCCAGGCUUCUGAGGCCACACAGGCUUUGUCAGAGCCAGAGGAUCACUCUCCGUCCUCGCAAGGAGAGAGGGAGGCCAACCUGUUACACAGCUCACGGCCUCCCUCUCCACCCUCUGAGCCAGAGCCAGAGCACGUGUUGGCAGAGAGGAAUCGACGAGGCCGGAGAGGACAGGGGGUCGGCCGGGGAAGCCAGAGGGUGAGAGAGACUCUAACCACUGGGGGUAAAAAGCCUAUCAUCAGCCCGCCAACGGGAGUGCUGAUGUCCUCCUCUACACUUGUGAAUUCCCAACAAGCUUCAUCCACAGCCUCUUCCUCUUCGUCACCUCCACCUCCCCCUCUUCUAACCCCUCCACAGGCUCCCCAGUCUGCUUCCUCCAAUACAGCUGCUAUCAGUGAACACCACCCACAGUCGUCCUGGAUGUCUCACCCCAUCCCUCCAUUCCUGUCUGGACCAUCAGUGCUGUCCAGCUUGUCAGACAAACGAAGCCGCUCAAUUUUGAGAGAGCCCACCUUCCGCUGGACGUCCCUGUCCCACCCUGAACAGCAGUACUUUUCUUCAGCUAAAUAUGCCAAGGAAGGCCUCAUCCGCAAGCCCAUAUUUGACAACUUCCGUCCUCCCCCUCUCACAGCUGAAGACGUGGGGCUGUUGCCCCAAGGUCUUAGUGGAGCAGGGGGAGCUGCUCCAGUUGCUUUCCCAGCACCAGGCAGCGGAUCGGGAAAAGGGACUCGUCUGUUUGCCCCUCUUCACACGCACACACACCACCAACAUCCCUCUUCAUCCCGCUUUGAUGCACCACUCCAGAAGCGCAGCCCGUUGCUUCGUGCUCCGCGCUUUACACCCAGCGAGGCCCACUCUCGGAUUUUUGAGUCUGUUACCCUGCAGUCAUCUUCUGGAAGCAGCCCUGGCUCUCUCUCCCCGCACCAGAGGUCCUCUAGCUCCAGCAGAACCUCACGGCGCAGGAGACGGGUGGUCUCGGGAAUACCGCGUGGCCAUCCACGGUCUCCUUCCCAUUCAAUGACCAGACGCAGCAGCCAAAUGGGAGGCCAGAUAUCUGUGGGGAAAGGCUCCUCUGAGAUGUCUGUUCUGACAGGCUCUGUCUCCAGUAGUAACCCCAGCUCUUUGCCAGGGGUUUCUGCAAGUCCACUAGCCACUAGUGCCUUAAUUUCUCCUCCUUUCAGCACCUUCACCACCGUAUCCCUGGGUCUGGCCUCACAAGGGACACCUGAUACCAGAAGAGGGGCAGCUGGAAACCCACCUCCUUUGUCGACUACAUCAUCCUCUUCUUCCCCACUUUUCCCUCUCUUUCCUUCCAGUGCCCAGGACACGGGGCGAGGAGCUGGGAAAGGAGGUAAAGAAAAAAGCUUGUCAGCUCCCCAGGAACCUGCUCCAAAGGAAAAAGAAAGGGAUUCUGAGAAAAACAGAGAGAAAGAGAAGGAGAAUAAGAGGGAAGGGAGGAAGGAUUUGGAGAAAAGAAGUAAGGUUUCUACGCCAGAUGGCUCCCCCAAUGCACCUUCCAGCCUGUUUACAGUUGAUGGGAGGGACUCAGAAGAUGCUCUUUCAUCUAUUGCUCCCAAAAAGGCUCCAGGGAGAAAAAAAUCAACAUCAGUUGACAUAGUUUCUGACACUGCUUCCCCAGAGGUGCGUGGGGUCCAUUCCACUGUUCCCAUGUCCAUUGCUAAAGGGCGUAUAUCUAAGAAAGGCAGACCCCCUGAGAAAGGAGCAGAGAUUGAGGAUGGGGAAAAGGAGAAAGAGAAACAAAGUGCUCCCAGCCAGCAGAUAGCAAGCCUUCCAGGGCAGCCAGGCAGAGAACAGCUCGCUGUCUCCUCUAUUGUCUCAGAGACUGACAAGCGGGUUGUUGGACUACUGAAGAAGGCCAAAGCUCAGCUCUUCGAGAUCAAGAAGAGUAAGCUGAAGCCCGCAGACCAGACCAAGGUCCAGGGUCAAGAGAGUGACUCGUCAGAGGCUUCAGUCCGUGGUCCACGCAUCAAGCAUGUAUGUCGUCGUGCAGCUGUGGCUCUUGGUCGUAAUCGGGCCGUGUUCCCUGACGACAUGCCCACACUUAGUGCCUUGCCCUGGGAGGAGAGAGAGAAGAUCCUAUCUUCCAUGGGGAACGAUGAUAAGUCAUCAGUAGCAGGCUCCGAGGAGGCAGAGCCUCAGUCCCCUCCCAUAAAGCCAAGGGAGACGCGGCAAAAGGCCGUACAAGAAGCUCCCCCCAAGAAGGGACGUCGGUCACGACGCUGUGGCCAAUGCUCAGGCUGCCAAGUUCCAGAAGAUUGUGGUGUCUGUACCAACUGUCUCGACAAGCCUAAAUUUGGAGGACGAAACAUUAAGAAGCAGUGCUGCAAGAUGAGGAAGUGUCAGAACUUGCAGUGGAUGCCUUCCAAGAUGAUUCCUCAGAAGCAAGCCAAAGGCAAGAAAGACAAGAAAAAGAACAAGUUGGCUGAGAAAAAGGAGGGUCUCAAUCCGGUAAAAGGACCUGUCUCAGAGUCGGGCCCUAAACCCGCUCUUGCACUACCAAAAGAGGAACCUCCCCGAAAAAAGAGUGAAACUCCUCCGCUGAAGGUGGGAGAGGAGAAGUCAAGACAGCAGCCGACGUCAAAGCAAUCAUCUCCAGCCCUCGCAUCUUCCCCCGCCCCCGUCGAACCCCCUCAGUCAGUCACAGCCCAGGGUCAGUCUCCAGCACUGACGCCGGACACCAAACAGCUCUCCGUCAUGAGCAGUGUCACCAGUAAGAAAGGACACAAACCACAGCUGUCUGUACCAACAUCCUCCUCCUCAUCGUCAUCCUCCUCUUCCACUUCAUCAUCUUCUUCAUCCUCAUCAUCUUCCUCCCCGUCAUCUUCAGCCCAGAAUUCCCCCUCCCAGUCUUCGCAAUCUCAUCACCAACCAUCGCAGCAGCAGCAGCAGCAGCAACGGCCUCUUACCAGUCAGACACCCUCAAAAAAAGAUGCUUCACCCAAGAUUCCUCUGAGCGAGCCCAAGAAGAAGCCCCAGCAGCACUCAUCGCAACAGCAGAGCAUAACUACAACUGUUUCAGAAACAGCUGAAUCAAAACCGUUGAAGAAACCAACUUCUCGCUCUGUUCCUCCAUCUCCUAAACAGAGACCAAAAGACAAGCCGCUGACCGCUAAACCCCCCAGCAGCAGUACUUUAAACUGGCUGAGCACUCCCUCGACUAGGGGCCAGACGAAGUCCAGAGCUCCCUGCGACGGAGUGCAUCGUAUCAGAGUGGAUUUCAAGAGGGACCAUGAUGUUGAGAAGGUGUGGGAGGCUGGUGGCCUCAGCCUGCUCACCUCUGUGCCUGUCACACCCAGGGUGCUCUGCUUCUUGUGUGCAAGCAGCGGAAACGUUGAGUUUGUCUUCUGCCAGGUAUGCUGUGAACCGUUCCAUCUCUUUUGCCUGGGGGAAUCAGAGCGCCCUCUCCAGGAGCAGUUUGAGAACUGGUGUUGUCGACGAUGCAGAUUCUGCCAGGCCUGUGGACACCAGCACCAGAAAACUAAACAGCAGCUGCUAGAGUGCGAUAAGUGCCGUAACAGCUAUCACCCGGAGUGCCUGGGUCCCAACCACCCUACCAGACCCACCAAGAAGAAGAGAGUCUGGGUUUGCACCAAGUGUGUGCGCUGUAAGAGUUGUGGAGCCACUAAACCCGGGAAGUCCUGGGAUGCCCAGUGGUCACAUGACUUCUCCAUGUGUCAUGACUGUGCCAAACUCUUUGCUAAAGGAAACUUCUGCCCACUGUGUGACAAGUGUUAUGAUGACGAUGACUACGACAGCAAGAUGAUGGAGUGCGGCCGUUGCAAGCACUGGGUUCACGCUAAGUGUGAGAAUCUGACAGAUGAAAUGUACGAGCUGCUAUCAAAGCUGCCAGAGAGCGUUGCCUACACGUGUACCAAAUGUACCGAACACCAUCCUGCCGAGUGGAGGACAGCGCUGGAGAGGGAGCUUCAGGGCUGCGUUCGCCACGUCCUCACUGCACUUCUCAACUCACGCACAUCCUCACACCUGUUACGCUACAGACAGGCGGUGAAGCCUCCAGAGCUGAAUCCAGAGACAGAGGAGAGUCUUCCUUCCCGUCGUUCCCCGGAGGGACCAGAUCCUCCGGUCCUGACAGAAGUCACCCCUGCACCUCCCAGUGACUCCCCUCCAGACCUGGAAUCUGUUGAGAAAAAGAUGGAUCAAGGUCGCUAUAAUUCAGUGCUGGAGUUCAGUGAUGACAUUGUGCGAAUCAUUCAGACGGCCAUCAAUGGCGACGGUGGCCAGCCUGAGAGCAGGAAAGCCAACAGUAUGGUCAAGUCUUUUUUCAUUCGGCAAAUGGACCGAAUCUUCCCAUGGUUCAAGGUGAAAGAGUCCAGGUUCUGGGAAAGGCAAAACGUCUCUGCCAACAGCGGACUCCUCCCGAAUGCUGUGCUGCCUCCGUCCCUGGACCACAACUAUGCCCAGUGGCAGGAGAGACAGGAGCUUUCCCGUGCUGAGCACCCCCACCUCAUGAAAAAGAUCAUCCCAGCUCCCCGACCCAAGACCCCCGGUGAACCAGAUUCUCCAGCUUCCCCUCCUCCUCUCCCUCCAUCGCUACCCCCACCACCCCCACUCCUCCCUGAUCGUGAAGACAGCCCAGAGCUCCCUCCUCCGCCAGGUGUUAGUGAUAACAGGCAAUGUGUUCUGUGUCUGAAGUACGGAGACGAGAACACUAAUGAGGGAGGUAGGCUGUUGUACAUUGGUCAGAAUGAGUGGACCCAUGUGAACUGCGCCCUGUGGUCUGCCGAGGUGUUCGAGGACGACGACGGCUCUCUGAAGAAUGUUCACAUGGCUGUUCUCAGGGGAAAACAGCUGCGCUGUGAGAAGUGUCAGAAGCCAGGGGCCACAGUUGGCUGCUGCCUCACCUCUUGCACCAGUAACUACCACUUCAUGUGCGCCCGCCAGUGCCACUGUGUCUUCCUGGAGGACAAGAAAGUCUAUUGUCCAAAGCACAGGGACCUCAUCAAGGGAGAAGUGGUGUCUGGGUUCGAGGUGACCCGCAGGAUCCUGGUGGACCUGGAGGGCAUAAGUCUCAGGAGGAAGUGGCUGGCAGGACUGGAGCCUGAAAAUGUCCACAUGAUGAUAGGCUCCAUGACCAUUGAUUGUUUGGGGAUACUGACUGAACUCUCAGACUCCAAACGCAAACUCUUCCCAGUAGGAUACCAGUGUUCAAGGGUGUACUGGAGUACUUUAGAUGCUCGAAAGCGCUGUGUGUAUACCUGUAGGAUCCUAGUUUGUCACCCUCCAGUGGUGGAGUCUGACCUAAAAAACAUGAUGGCUCCUGAGGAGAAUCGCACGAUAGCACACAGCCCACCUUCCAUAACAGACUUUCCUGAUCCAUUUGAAUCCCCGAGGCGCUCUGACACCCUUUCCCCUGCCAACACCCCCAAGCUCAGGGUUUACACCAGGAACCGGCACCCCAGUUACCCCCCAUGUCAGCGCUCGCUAGGCCCCAGGCCAAUGCCCUCUCCAGGAGGUACCUCUCAGCCCCAAAGCCAUGAGAUUGUGACAGUAGGAGACUCUCUGGUGAACCCCAGCAUGCGGAAUAUUGACUCCCGUCGCCACAGCUCGCCUUCUCUCUCCCCUCCUCCCCACCAGCUGAACAGACAGAGAGGUGUGACUUCGCCACCUCAGAUUUUGUCACGACCCCUUACCUCACCCCCUCCUCUCAUCCCCUCUCCUGCAAGAGACCCAGAAAAAUCCAAACACCUCAGCAAAGACACAAAGAGUUCAGUCCAGAGAGAUGACGAACGAGGUAAACUGUUUUCCACAGACAGAAACAGACAGCAGCCAUCCAGAGACCAAGGGUUGAGAGAUGCAGACAAGGGGAGAGUGUCAGGUCAAGACCAAGCUUCUAAGGAUUCCGACAAGAAUAGAUCAUCCAGAGAACUUGGGCAAAAAGACUCUGACAAGGGCGAAAUACCAGCCAAAGAGCCAGAAAAGAGGAGACCACUGAGUAAAGACUCGGGUCUGAAAGAAUCUGAGAGGGGAAGACCUCUCAGUAGAGAUUCGUUAAGGGAUUCAGAAAAGAGUAGACAAGUAAACAGAGACUCUGAGAAAGGGAGACAGACGAGCAGAGAGUCGAGCAAUAGAGAAACGGAUAAGAGCAAAUCAUCCUCUAGGGAGCCCAGUUAUAAGGAUAGAUCGGUCAGUAGAGAUGCAGGGCAAAGGGACUCUGAGAAGCAUAGACAAUAUAGCAGGGAAACAGGAAAAGACUCAGGCCAAGGUAAAGACAGACUGUCUAGCAGAGACUCUGACAAGGGUAGACCCCCAUCUAGAGAUUCCAGUUAUAGAGGCACGGAGAAAAACAAAGACUCCGGCUCAGGGAAAGAUAGUAACCCUGGCAGUCAGUCCAAACAGGCUGGAGGUGACAGUAAGAGCCCCAGACUGGCACCUGCAUGCUCAGGCCAGUCCUCCCCUCCUGUGGGAACUGCUGUUCUCACAGGUCAGCAGAGAGGUGGCAGCACCAAGCAGACGGACAAGCAAGGGAAACAUGGAGGCAAAGAUCAGGAUGUUUCUGCAAGUCUCGGUUUGUUGUCUCGCCACAGGUCCAACCCCACCUCUAACAUCACCCAGUCUAAGGAAAAGGCCAGCUCAGGAAAGGAGAGUAGCAGUGGCACUGGAAAUUUAAUGCCAUCUUCACUCCACAAGGACUCUGUUGUUGGGAAAUCUGGCUCCCCACAGUCUUCAUUUCAGAAGUCCAAUGCACGGAAAUCAAAUGAUUACUCAUCAGGUCCAGCCACAGCAGCAGCCAUGAAGCCACUGUGGCCGUCAAGGACACCAGCAGAAGAUGAUGUUGUCAAGCGAGGCUCCAUGCACCUGGCCUCCCCAGCUGCAGCCUCAGCUGCCAAAGACAAGCACCCCAAAGUUAAGACGGCAGGCAGCAGAGAGGUGUCCAAAGACCGUGAAAGAGAAAAGAGUCUCCAAAACAGCAACAGCAGCAACAAAACUCCCCUUCUCAACAAUAAUACGAAAGCCACUGGCAGCUCCAACACGCAUGCUACGAACCCCAGCUCUCACAACAGCAGCAAUAGCAAAACUCCAGUGCUCGGAAACAGCACCAAAGCCCACGGGAAGGCUCAGGGGGAGAAGCUUGAGAACCAGGGAGGGGACAGGUCAUCCUCAAAAAGCAGAGAAAAUUACUCUGGUCCUGAAAGGAAGAACAGCUCCAGUCUGGACAACUUACAGCAGCUGCAGCAGGGUGGCUUAGCUUCAGAGAAAGGAGUGAAGACCUCUUCCCAGCCACACACCAAACAAGCAACAAACCAGCUUCCGUUGUCCUCCAGAGAGAAAAAGAGAUCCGUUAAACCCCCUACUGUAACUCCCCUAAAGACUGAUAUCAAAACUGACCCUAAUGGGACCAGCACUGUUGGUGGUAUUUCUUCUUCCUGCCCCACGACCACUACCUCCACCGUCUCUCCUGCCGGCCAGGGGACCCGUCACUCCGCCCGCUCCGCCCUCUUCUCCUCCCCCUCCGCCAGCAGCAGUGACAGCUCUGAAUCUGACACCCAGACUCAGACAGAGGAAGAUGAUUUGCGCAAGGAGCACUCACGCAGCGAGCUCCGAGACCACCACAGCCUCACUCAGGGCACAGAGGAUGAGGGAGAUGGCCCGGAAGAUGACCACGACAGAGGUAUGGAUGAUAAACAUCAUGAGGACGACAGUGACGGAUCCGGGUCAGCCAAGCGGCGUUACCCUCGACGCAGUGCCCGUGCGCGCUCCAACAUGUUUUUUGGCCUCACACCUUUCUAUGGGGUCCGCUCGUAUGGUGAAGAGGACCUUCCCUUCUACGGCAGCGGGGAUGGAGCCGGGGCCGUGGUUAAGAGGAGGACUGGUGGCCGUAAGAAGUCAGCUGAGGGGCAGGUGGAUGGAGCAGAUGAUAUGAGCACCUCCUCCUCGUCAGGGGACAGUGGAGAGGAUGAAGACAGCGGAAUGAAACAGAGGGUUAAAGACCCUUACUACUACAACUUCACCCGAACAAUAAUUAACCCUGGUGAGGGCCUACCGUCUAUAGAGGGGAUAGACCAGUGUCUGGGAAGGGGGUCCCAGCUUCAGCGCUUUCUGAAAGACGAGGAGCAGCAACAACAAAGGACUCAGGGAAAAGCUGAAGAGGACAUGCUGAGUGCUUUGACUUUAGGCAAGCAGCGUAUCGGCCAGCUCGAUGGCGUUGAUGAUGGCUCAGAGAGUGAUACCAGCAUCUGCACCACCAGCACCACAACCACUACAGCCACCUCCUCGUCCACCCCACAUAAGAGCACUCCUAAGAGAAGGGGCAGAGAAAGGCACACCGAGAAACCGGACUCCCAUGACUCGAGCAAGGAGGCUGACAACAGUGGCGGAGCAGUAAGCGGCAACACGCGAGAAGGCAGAAAGAACCAGAAAGAAAACUGUCUUCCUUUAGGAGGCGGGGUCAAGUCCCAGCCGCAGAGUCAGGGUCAAGAUCCUCUUGAGGCCCAACUGUCCCUCAGCACAGACCUGCUUAAAUCAGACUCUGACAACAACAACAGUGAUGACUGUGGCAACAUCUUGCCAUCAGACAUCAUGGAGUUCGUCCUCAACACACCUUCCAUGUCAAUGCAGGCUCUGGGUCAACAGUCAGAGCCGUCGUCCUCAGAGCUGCUCCUCGAUGAGGGCUAUGUGGAUGUCAACCGGCGUAAAGACAUUCUGUUUGACGACUUUUCCCAGCCGCUGCCCAGUGCUGAGAGUGGAGGUGUGGUGGAAAGUAGUGUGAAUAGCUCCAUAUCUGUGGAGGAGCCAUAUCUUCCUCUGGAGCUGCCCUCUGACCUCUCUGUCCUUACCACGCGCAGCCCCAGUGUCAGCACCAGUCAGAACCACACUGCUGGGAACCUUAUGUCAGAUACCUCAGACCGCACCAUGAUGGGCUUGACCUCUGACCCAGAGACAAUAAGUGGAGACAAGAGUGGGGACAAGAAAAGAGCGGGGCCAGGUGUGUCACCAUCAGAGAAUCAGCGGGAUGGUACAACCUUGGGAAACAGGGACACACAGGUCACAGAAGGUCACAUGACUCCUGAGCAGUUUAUUCCCAGCCCUGCCAUCGGCCAGGUGGUUGAACCUCCAGGUAAUCAAGAUGUUCCCAGGAGUUCUGGUACCCCUGGUUUGCCAAGUUCUCCCUCCCUGCCUCAGAAGUACCUCCCAGCAUCAGCUACAGCUGCAGGCAGCCCCAGUCCGGUUCAUGGACCAGGACCAUCCCAGGCUCAGGUUUCCAGCCCAGCAGUCAUCAAACCAGGACCUGACAAGCUCAUCGUGGUCAGUCAGCAGUUUCAGCCUCUCUAUGUUCUUCAGACUGUCCCUAAUGGUGUCACCCAAAAGAUUAGUGCCACAGGAGUGAUGGACAGCAGCUCUCAAACAGUGCUGAGCUCUAUGACACUUACCACAGGGUUAAAUACUGGUCUAUCCACGGCCCAGCAAAUAUUUCCUGCUGGUGGCAAAGUCCUGGGCACCAUGCCUCACCCUUCUCAGAUCCACACCUUUACAGGAGCCACACAGGCAGGCUUCCAGACGGGAAUCCCCAGCACCACCUCAGGGCUUCUCAUCGGGUUGCCCUCUCAGGCCCACGACCAGUCCCAGAUUCUGGUCUCAGAGGCCAGUCGGGCACACGAGCUGGGUCACAGUGUUGCCAUAGUGUCAAGUCCCUCUUCCCUCACUUCGUCCCCAACUAUACUCGCCUCUGCUCACGGCAAGAAGAGGCCUAUCUCUCGUCUUCAGCCAAGAAAAAGCAAAAAAUUGGCCCGCUCCCGCAGCCAGCCUACUCUGGCCCCGUCUGAAAUGGGCCCUCCCAACAUGACCGUCAUCAACCUGUCUUCUAGCAUCCCAGGCCAGCCUGGUAGCCUGGUUGAGUUAAACACACUGUCCACUUCACAGCGCAAGGUCCCAAAUAUUAUCAAGAGACCAAAAUCAGGUGGCGUUAUGUACUUGGAUCCUAAUACUCUCCUGCAGCAGAGGAUUCCUGGUACUGCCCAACCUGGUAUCCUGGGUCACGAUUCCUCUACCCACCUACUACCUUGCACAGUCUCUGGUCUCAACCCCAGUCAGUCAGUGUUAAAUGUUGUGUCUGUGCCCCCUAGUGGAGCUACAGGCCUUCUUGCACCAGGAUCAGUCUCCCUCUCCACCCCAGUCCUCAGCUCUACUGAUAUCACAGGGCCAAUUAGCAACCUCCUGUUUAAAGCAGGUCCACAUGGCUUGGGCCUGUCAGAUCAGGCAAUGGUCCUUCAGUCGGCAGGAGGAGCUCCUCUGAUGUCACAGCUCAGCUCCUCUGUGCAGACAUCUAUAGCGAGCAGCAUCUGCGUCCUGCCCUCCCAGCAGACCAUCAGCAUGGCUGUCAGCCAGCAAGGAGAGACAGACAGCAGUAAUGUCCACUUACACCAUCAGCAUCAGCCUGUCAACAGAGCCCAGACUGUGGACUCUAGUCCAAACACCACUGUUACUUUAGCUCACGGCCCAGCCACCCCUCUAAGCCCUGCCAAGGGGCGUGUUGUUGGAGUGUUCACUCAAACAUCUGCAUAUUCUCAGAGCAGUAGAACAACUCCCAUUUCCAGAUCAUCAGAACAGAGGCCGCAUAACUCCGCCACAGCAGUCGCAGUUUCAGGAGCAGAAAAAGGCAAACAGAAAACAAAGAGGAGCAGGCAGAGUACAGACUUAACCAGCGGGAAGAGGCUAAAGGCCUCUCAAGCCGAGGAGCAUGAAAGCAACCCAGCAGGACGACCUCACUCAAACCCAAGCAGUUCCAAAGAGCUGGGCUCCCCUGAACCCAUGGACACUGGCAAGCCAACAGACAAGGCAACCAACAAAAGUGUUCUUGGUAAAAAGAAGACAUCUGAAGGCUCUGUUUUACCGGGGAAAGUAAUAGGGAAAGACAAACCAUCUGCAGCUGGGGGCACAGGGUCUCUUCCUGUGGCUUCACCGCCUGACCAGGAUGGAAACAGCAGGGACACCGGCUUGGAUAGCAAACCCAAGAAGGGCAUCAUCUUUGAAAUCUGCAGUGAGGACGGCUUCCACAUUCGCUGUGAAAGUAUUGAAGAGGCUUGGAAAUCCCUGACUGAUAAGGUGCAAGAAGCUCGCUCCAAUGCACGACUCAAAGAGCUCUCUUUUGAAGGCGUGAAUGGAUUGAGGAUGCUGGGAGUCGUCCAUGAGGCAGUGGUCUUCCUGCUGGAGCAGCUUUACGGCUCCAGACACUGUCGGAGCUACCGUUUCCGCUUCCACAAACCAGAGGAAACCGAUGAGCCUCCUAUCAACCCCCACGGAUCAGCUCGGGCAGAGAUCAACCAAAGGAGGUCUGUAUUUGACAUGUUCAAUUUCUUGGCCUCAAAACACCGCCAACCUCCUGAGUACAGGCCUCAAGAAGAGGAGGAUGACGAAGGGCAGCUCAGGACUGCCAGGCGUGCCUCCAUGGAGCUACCACUGACUAUACGAUUCAAACAGCUCAAGGCCACCUCUAAGGAAACUGUUGGAGUCUACAGGUCUCCCAUUCACGGCCGAGGUCUGUUCUGCAAGAAAACCAUUGAUGCCGGGGAGAUGGUCAUUGAAUACUCUGGAAAUGUCAUUCGGUCUGUUCUCACUGACAAACGGGAGAAAUAUUAUGAUGGAAAGGGAAUUGGCUGUUACAUGUUUCGCAUCGAUGACUACGAGGUGGUAGAUGCCACGGUGCACGGCAACGCCGCCCGCUUCAUCAACCACUCCUGCGAGCCCAACUGCUACUCUCGGGUCAUCACUGUGGACGGCCAGAAGCACAUUGUCAUCUUUGCCUCUCGGCGCAUCUACUGUGGCGAGGAGCUCACCUACGACUACAAGUUUCCUAUUGAGGAUGCCAGCAACAAGCUGCCCUGCAACUGCGGUGCAAAGAAGUGUCGCAAGUUCCUGAACUGAUACCCGUAUUUAAACUAUUUAAAGAAGACUGCAAGUCUGUUGAGCUGCAGUGCCACGAUGUUCUGGGGACACCCGUGCCAGGGGGUUUGUCGUGGCGCUGGCUUUAUGCCAAUUUUCUGAGUCUGGUCCACGUAGGAUCACAGCUGCCGGCAGGGCUAGAGCCCUGUCUGUGUUUCUGCUGCUGGUGUUGGCAGAACACAGCAGAGACAGCAGUUGUGGGCCGUACUGUAUAUACAGGAAGGCCAUUUUGGAGGAGGGGCCAUUUGUAGAAAUUCCAACAUAUUGUGCCUCCUUUUGUCUCAUUUAUAUUUGGCAUGGGAAGUUUCACCUUCAGAGGUGAGUUAUGAAACGGUUUGAGCCUUCACAACAUUGCAAUAUUAACUUUUAAUUUACAUUUGGAUAUUAAAGUUACCCCCCUGCAUAAUUUUUUACGUUGGCCCAUCCUCCUUAAUUUUCUAUAAAAACGUUAUGGUCCGCUAAUGCUGAGAUGUGAACAUAGAAGAAAAAAAAAAAUCAAAGAACUUGGUUCCAUUUUACACCAAAGUGCAAUUUGUUGAAGGGACUUGGAAGAGUAAUUUUAUUAGAAAGAAAAAUUAGAACCUUGUUAGAAUUUCUUUUUUAUUUAAAUCUCAGUGUCAGCUGUUAUUGAUGCACAUCGCCCUGUCUGAAUGUGCCCCGAUGCCUUCAGAGUCGUGAUAUAGUGCAACCUUCCCCUAACUGGGCUUUUUUUCCCUAAAAGCUCGUGUAUAGCAUCCUGAUGAGAGCUGUACAGGUGGAAACACUAGGGGGAGCAGUGGCCAUAGAGAGGAAGAGAGAGAAAGGAGACGAGUGGGGGGUUGAAACGGAGGUUGGCCGUUCAUGUAAAGGGUGAUAUCUUUAAUCUGACAGUUUGGUAGCUAUAUAGACAUGUUAUUGAUGGGAUUAAGCCUGAGAGAUCGAGGCAGCUAGAGAUUCUGGUGGACUGACAGCCAAGGGACUGGAGAACCCUACUGAUGUGCUUUAGUAGACAUAUUUAUAAUUGAUUUUUUUUUGUGAGCUGUGAUCCAGAAACAGCCAUGGAUCUUUCAGAAACAUACAGACCGACUUGUCGCAAGUUUGUGCAUACUGUUGGUAUUAUCUUAUUGGUAAUUAUAUAAGCUCGAACUUUUAAAUCACGUUCCAAAUUACAGCAGCAAAGAGAACCAAACAUCACGCCCUUGAAUUGAAUUUUCACACAGCUUGUUUUCUUCUUGGCCUGUUGUGAUAACCAUUACUAUGAGAAAUGUUUUUUAUUUGUAUUAAGUCUUUUAAAGUCUUGUCUGUUAUCUGUCUUUUUAUUACGGACAGGGAAAUAUCAUGCUUGCUUUUAAAAACAAAUGUAAAUAAUGUAUAUUUUUCUACAAAAAAAAGACUUAAAAAGCACUCACUAGUGAAUAGCACUUAAUGAUGGUAUUUAUAUUUUUAAAAAAUCUUAUUUAUUUUAUUGCCAUUUUUGUAGGAAAUAGAGGUUUACAGACACUAAUGCUUGGUCUCUAUGUUUUGUAUUCCGCUGCCUUUUCAAAGUUGUUUUUUGUUGUAAUUUUUUUUGGUUUUUGUUUUUUUAAUUUGUAGCCUGAAUGUUUUCUUUGAUUCCAAAGACUGACACUGGUCUGUGGCUUGGUCCCCUUUUUUAGUUCAGUCCACCAGUAGCUCUUUUAUCUAUCCUGGGCCAUUUGGUCAGAGCUGACAGUUUUUUCAUUGUUCCAGUUUGAGCUGGCAGUGUGACAGUCAUGUGAACUAUUAUUAUGCACUUGAGAGAGUUUAGAUUGUUGAUCCAUAGCAGAUAUCUCCUCUCUCCCGCCUUAUUGUCUCCACACCACACCACACCAUACCACACCGAGAACCCAAGUCCACCUACCGGUCCUGUCACAAUGAUUCGUUUUUAUUACUUGUCACUAAUCAGUCAUGAGUCGACAGGCUUACGGCCAGUUGGCACAUAAAAUCCAACAAGAGUCCCAUCAGUUUAAACAGUUUUGUCCCUCUGCAGACUUUGUCUAUAACAAAGAGGUGCCUUUAUUUUAAUGCUCCCAACAGCAUUCGUCACACGUCCGUUGAGCAAAAUCUGUUAAUUUAAAACAACCACUCAUCGAUCCUUACCAUCAUUUGGAAAUCACUCAUUUUUCUUUCAUUCAGUCUCCUCGUGGUUUGCCUUAGUUAUAAAUGAGCAUGCCUCUUCUCUCUUACAAGCCUUCAUGUCCUGGACCGAAUAUUUAAUUAGACUGUUUAGACUGUGGUUCCACAGUGCAACUCAAGAAGUCAGUUACUUUCUUUGUUUUUGUCCCUUUUUUUUUUUUUUCAAUUAAUUUAUUGUUGUCCGCCGUUCGUGCUGACUUCGUUAUCACCUAAAGGCCGUUAGCAGCUACUCCCACACUGCUCCUUGUUGUCGUGAAGUGAAACGAAAACAUUACCCACACAUGGUUUGCACUUUAGCUGUGACACAGGCACUGAAUAGACAUAGGAAAACUCAGCUCUAUCUCCAGACAGACAAUGCAACUCCAAUGCUGAAACCAUAAGCACAUGCAGUCACUGAGAAUACUUUGAGUUUGUGCAUCAGGCCCUGACAUAUAAACUGCUCAACUUUGAUUGGUUUUGAUGACUCCUGAAAGUGGCGUUUGAGGCUCUAGCGAAGUGCACUUGACUCUUUUUUUUUCCGAAACAAAGUGAAGGCAGGGACCACGCCAGCAGCCCUUUCCUUCCUGAAGGUGCAGUGUGUACAAACCUCGGUUGUGCUUUUCCAUUUACGGCCCAAGAUCAAGUCUUGAGGUCCCCCCCACCCCGACCCCUGCCCCAACCAACCCUGACUGACAGGCCAGCCUUGUGGUUGUACAGCUGCACCUACAUUGGGCUCGCUGGGUUCUGCUGCUAAGGUCAACAAUGAAUGUAUAUUCCUCCUCUACAUCAUCAGACCCGCGAUGAUGUCGAUACUUUGUCAGCUACAUUAGUUUUCAGUCACUCUUGUCAACAACCCUGAUAGAUAUGGAAGACGUGUAGAUACGACCUCAAACUGGGCAGCAGCAGCAGCAGGUUCAGCACUGGGAAUAAUACUGAAGUGUGAACAGCAUUUCUGUCUGUAGGACAACUGGUUCUCACUGGGUUAGCUCAACACUUCACGCUAGCAUCGGUGAUAACACGUUUACUGAUGCCAAGGGCUCUGUCUACGACUUUCUCGAGAUCCACUUCUGAAUUUUCAGGGUCAGAGGGUUCAGUGAACAAUAACUCAUUUAUUUCACUGUUUUAACAGCAUAUAUACAAUAAGGAAAAUGGUCUCUGUUGUUUCUUUGGAUUUCAUUUUACCACGCCACACCAGUGGCCCUUCUUCGUCAUUAUCUGUAAUUAUAGUAUAAAUACAUAACAAUAUUAUACGGAAACAUGCAUAGUAAUUUCUUGUACUUUAGUAUCUAUACAAUAUAUGGAAUGGACAGACAAACUUAGUUACAGUAGCAAAACAGCAGAUUUAUAAUGGUUAAUAGCAAUGUUUCAAUGUACUCUAUAAUGGUUUUGUGUUACAGUACUAUCAGAUGAAACUAACGUGCAUCAUUCUUUUGUAUAUUGAUAUCCAGUACCAAUUUUGCUGUGCCUGUGAGUGUUCCUUCGUCAUCAAGGAGCAUUGCAGUUUAUCUUUUUAUUUUCUUUCUGGAAAGGAAACGGUUUUUAUGUGAUGAGAAAUGUAACUGUAUUAAUGUGGUUGUGAACUUCUUGAGGUCAGCCAUUUUGUUUUUCUCCCUGGUUGUUGUAGUGAAUGUUUUCUGUUUUUUCUUUGUACGUUUUUUAACAGGGAAUUUUUAGACAGCUUACUUGAUGUGGUAUAAAUUAAGAGUUUGGUUUGUGGAGACUGACCACGAGUUCUAAAGAUCCCACCAAAAUGGCAUUUUGUUUCAUUUUGGAAACCUCUGUGUCUCCCUGACCACCCCUCUCUCCUCUGAAGCUUUGGUUGUACUUAUCAUGUACUGUUUUUAUAGGAAGUCAUAAUGCUGAGAUAAUGCUGAUGUUGAAAACAUUUAAUUUAUUUAUUUUGUGCAACAUCCACCCUGAAUUGUUCUUUUACAAGUCAAGGUUUGGGAGAGGUCAGACGAGUACGUAACAUGUAUUUGUAAUUUUCUAAUUGUUUCUUGUGUAUAGAAGUUAUCAGCCUAUGAUGGGAUGUGGUGUCACAGAGGGAGAGGAUAGUGGGACGUGCAAAAAAAGAGGGAUCAUGGAUCAUGAACAGGCUAGAUUCUUAUGCCUUGACUAUACCUUUGUCUUAUCAAUAUUCCUCCUGCGCUCUGUAAUAACGGUAUCCAUGAGUUCAACAGUCAUAUUUUCUCCCGUUUUAACAGUGUUCUUUCAAUACACAUCAAUGAAAUGAAGGAAAACCACCACAGUGAAAAUGAACCACAAACUACUUGGUUGAAUGUAUAAUUAGGAAACAAAGUUGUACAUAAGUGUAAAAAGAAAAGUUUCUAAUCAUGUUUAUUUUCUAUGCACUUUUUUAUUUAAGUGAUAGUUUAAAUAAUAAACAUGUCUCCUUUA